Messenger RNA from Penicillium atrosanguineum, 2391 nucleotides. Its product is annotated as non-ribosomal peptide synthetase. Gene Ontology annotation, biological process: amino acid activation for nonribosomal peptide biosynthetic process; secondary metabolite biosynthetic process. Gene Ontology annotation, cellular component: cytoplasm. The coding region runs from base 1 to 2391 and encodes 796 amino acids. Gene Ontology annotation, molecular function: phosphopantetheine binding. The transcript is spliced from 2 exons. NCBI's taxonomy places the organism in Eukaryota, Fungi, Ascomycota, Eurotiomycetes, Eurotiales, Aspergillaceae. The record is from RefSeq and is a predicted model, not a curated record.
AUGGCUCCAAGUCUGGCGGAACUGGUUCCUCCCCCUGUGGACGAUGUUCCUGGCAGGAAUGCUCUAGCUUUCACCAAAACGGCUGGUUCAUCUGAGGACGCCAGUGAACUUGACUUGGGUCAGUUUUGGUGCUCACAUGAGAGUCUAGUAUCGCAAUCGAUCGAUAAAUCAACAUUUCUGAAGGCUGCAUGGAUUCUCACUCUUCGUUGCUUCCAGCCAGAGGAGGUGAUAAGCAUAAAUUAUGAUGAGGGAUCCGCUCUGAAAUUCGAUCCGAGCACUCCGAUGGUGUACACGGUGCGAGUGAAUCCAGAAUGGGAUGUACGGUCGCUCCUGAAAGCUCUAGGGGCCACAGAAGCUUUCGCAGUGUCGAGUUCCUCACAAUCCUAUGGCGCCCAACUUUCGCAGCUCCCCCUUUCCCGCCAUGUCUGCACUUCAGCACUCAGGUAUCUGGCCACUCCAGAGCGAUAUCCUGUUCCAUCAAGCUCAGAUAAUGGAGCCCUCGAGCUCAUCGUCAUUGAGAACGAGAAACAAACAAUUGCUACUAUCCAGAAUAUAGAAAGAGGCGCCAAAUCUUCCAAUCAGAGUAUGCUACGGACCUUUCAAGCCGUUCUACAGCAAAUCACAACCCACCCAGGGAGUUACAAGCUCGAAGAUAUUGACUACUGCUCGAAAUGGCACUACAAUAUAAUCCAGAGCCUCACGUAUACCAACGGAGCCUCACAUUCUAAAUGCCUACACGAUUUAAUUUUGGAAAACUGCCAACGGUAUCCAACCAAACUUGCAGUGCGCUCAUUUGAUGGAGAUUUGACCUACCAGGAUCUGGAUAAUCUCUCUCUCCGACUAGCAAGACAUCUCACUCGAUUGGGUGUGCGGCCUGAAACAUUUGUCUUGAGUAGCUUUCAGAAAUCAACAUGGGCAAUAGUAGCUCGAUUGGCCAUUCUGCGCGCAGGAGGAGCGUACAUCUCGAUCCACGCUAGCAAUCCACCUGCCUAUCUCAACUCGGUGAUCCGUCGCACCAACGCCAAGAUCAUGUUGAGUGAUCCUGUCUUUGCAGAUCAGUUCCGCGAUCGUAUUGAUACGGUCAUCGCGGUCACCCCUGAAUGGCUACAUAAAUGUCCAUUGAGAAAUCACCGAACCUCUUGUGCAUCCGCUCAGCCAUCUAAUGCCUGUACGGUUUUGUUCACUUCUGGGAGCACAGGUAGGCCCAAGGCCAUUGUACAAGAGCAUCGGUCCUACGCCUCUGCAAUCAGGGACUAUGCGCGGAACCUUGGCCUGAAUCAAGACACUAGGUUCCUGCAUUUUGAUGAUUACGCUUUCGACAUCAGUAAUUUGGAGUUCUUGGUUCCUCUCAUCGUAGGAGGCUGCUGCUGUGUACCAGGGCCGAUGAAGACUGUUCAGGAUCUGGCCGACAACAUUCAGAUGCUCAACGCUAAUAUCGCUUUCUUAACACCUACCGUUGCCAUAAAAGCAAGCCCAAAAGCUAUGAGCAAUCUUAGAAUUCUAUGUGUCGGUGGAGAGCCUCUUCCAAAAGAUCUUCUGAGCAACUGGGCUGGAAGCUCGACAACGCUCAUCAAUCAAUUUGGUAUGGGCGAAGCAGCCGUCUGUUGUGCCUAUAACGAUGAUGUACAUGAUCCUAACAGCUCACCGGCAACUAUUGGAAAGCCAUCAAGUGGUGCGAUCUGGAUCGUCGACCCGCUGACUCCUGCGAAGCUGAUGCCCAUUGGCGCUGUGGGAGAAAUCGUGAUCGAAGGACCCCAUCUUUCACGGGGCUACCUUGACCAGAAUCACCAAGCAUCUGACCGCACGAAGCCAGCUGGUUUUCUUGAAGGGGUACCACCUUGGUUGAACAAGCUUCAUCCCGAUCGACAGUCCGCCCGCUUAUAUCAAUCAGGAGACCUGGCACGAUGGACGCAUGAUGGGAAGAUCGAGUACAUCGGCCGCAAAGACACGAUUGUCAAGCUUGACGGAUGUCGAAUUGAUGUGAUUGAAGUCGAGCACCUUGCAAGGAGAUCUCUUGCGCCCAAAGAUGCCAUUGUAGUGGACCUUCUCGGCGUGAUUGAUGGCAAAGAUGAUCCUUGUCUAGCGGCGUUUUUGUACCUCAGCGACCAUCCAAACAACUCCGAGACGGCAGAGAUUUCUUUGAAAGACGCAAAACAAGAUCGAAUGGCUUCCGAAAAGGUAACCCAGAUCAAGAAAGUACUUGCCGAUUCCCUCCCGCUCUAUAUGAUUCCGACGUUGUUCUUGCUAGCUACUCGGGUGCCGCGUACACCUUCAAAAAAGACCGACCGCAGAAUGAUUCGAGUCUUAUCAACAAGUUUCUAUGCUCAAGAGCGCGAAAGAAAAGGUAGCGUUUCAUCUAGUCUUGGAGACGCACAGCUUCUUCCUCCUUGA